Molecule: messenger RNA, 8898 nt
Organism: Oncorhynchus gorbuscha (pink salmon)
Lineage: Eukaryota; Metazoa; Chordata; Actinopteri; Salmoniformes; Salmonidae
Product: serine/threonine-protein kinase WNK1-like
Exons: 26
Coding region: 630-6266 (1878 amino acids)
Biological process (GO): positive regulation of potassium ion import across plasma membrane; protein phosphorylation; intracellular signal transduction
Cellular component (GO): cytosol; cytoplasm
Molecular function (GO): ATP binding; protein serine/threonine kinase activity; chloride channel inhibitor activity
Source: RefSeq, a predicted model, not a curated record
CCAAAGAAGAAGAAUCAACGCUGCCUGUUUGUGUUUGGAAGGCUCCAACCGGCUCCUUUGGCAAGGACCUUCUUGGGUAAACAAACGUCUCGGAGUUUUCUCACAACUUGAUGGCUACUUAUGGAUGGAAACUUGACCACACAACGUGACACUUGAUCUCAGCUGGCAGUGUGUGGCCUGUCGUUGCCUGCAGUGAAGCUCAGUGCCUGGAGCAGAGUCUAGCUCUUUCCCCCACCCUGGUGGCUCCUUAUGAUGGAUCGCGGUUGUACCUGGUUUCUUGCGGCAUGGAUGGUGUGUAUCUAAAGGGUCUUGUGUAUCAGCAUCAGCUUUUCCUGUUCUGUGACGGUGUUCUGUUCAUUUCCAUCUACAAAAGAACACCCUCCAUCCAGACGUGGAGCCCUGUACACCUGCAGACUGUUUUAAAGCAACAAGCAUACAGCUAGGAAUAGGAAAGGGGAGAUCUGCAAAACAAGCUCCUGUUUAGUGGCAGUCUGAUUUAAAAAUAAAAAAUACAAAGUUUUUUUUUUUUUUUGACCAGAUUUGUUUAAUUCCAAAACCUGUAUGGAGGAUGUUUGACUUCCCUUUUCUCUGUUGAAUCGUAUCCGCUCACUCUCACGUUGGGUGGUGGGAUGUCGGAAAAGCCCAACGACAAGAUGGUGAAGUUCCUGGCUCCCCUUUCCAAGAGUGGUAAUGGCAACGUAAACAACGGAUCUGGCUCGGACUCACUUGUUGGUGAAAGGGUGGCAGUGGAGGUGAGGCACCGCCACCACACCAUGGAGCGCGAUCGCUGCACCGCUGAAUAUCGACCAUUCUUCCGCCGCAGCGUCAUCAGCGACUCUAAUGCCACCGCCCUUGACCUCCCUUUACCCAGUACAAUCCCUAUCUUCGCUCCCAUUGUACCCCCCGUGCAAGAUGUGUCCCAUCCUGCCGGUCCACCCCCCACCCCAAGACCUGCACCCCGUGUGACUGUGACAGAGAGUGAAGGAGGAGAAGUGAAGGUAGAUGUGUCUGUAGAGCAGGAGGCUGCCGUAGUACAAGAUAUCUGUGAUGGGAAAGCAGUAGUGACUCAGCCAGCAUACAGUCUAGCUGCCCAACCGCCAAGCCAUACGACAGAACCUGGGAGUGGCGGUGAAGUGAAAGAGAGGGAAGAGGGGGAGGAAGAGAAGGAGAAAGCCCGGGUGGAGGCUGAACAGAGAGAGGCCGAGAAAAAGGUGCAGGAUGACAUCGAGGAAGCAGAGACGAAAGCGGUGGGAACGUCGCCGGAUGGGCGUUUCCUGAAGUUUGACAUUGAGAUUGGACGUGGUUCCUUCAAGACUGUCUACAAGGGCCUGGACACAGAGACCACAGUGGAGGUGGCAUGGUGUGAGCUGCAGGACCGCAAGCUGUCCAAGUCGGAACGGCAGCGGUUCAAGGAGGAGGCUGGCAUGCUAAAGGGGCUGCAGCACCCCAACAUUGUCCGCUUCUAUGAAUCCUGGGAGGCCCCCGUUAAAGGCAGGAAGUGCAUUGUGCUGGUCACAGAACUCAUGACCUCCGGAACACUGAAAACGUAUCUGAAGCGUUUCAAGGUGAUGAAGAUUAAGGUUUUGAGGAGCUGGUGUAGGCAGAUCCUGAAGGGCCUUCACUUUCUCCACACCCGAGCCCCUCCCAUCAUUCACAGGGACCUGAAGUGUGACAACAUCUUCAUCACCGGCCCCACAGGCUCCGUCAAGAUAGGAGACCUGGGAUUGGCCACACUCAAGAGGUCAUCUUUCGCCAAGAGUGUCAUAGGUACCCCUGAGUUCAUGGCGCCUGAGAUGUAUGAGGAGAAGUACGACGAGUCAGUGGAUGUGUAUGCCUUUGGGAUGUGCAUGCUGGAGAUGGCCACCUCAGAGUACCCAUACUCCGAGUGCCAGAACGCUGCACAGAUCUACCGCAGAGUCACCAGCGGGGUGAAGCCGGCCAGCUUCGACAAGGUGGCCAUCCCUGAGGUGAAGGAGAUCAUCGAGGGAUGCAUCAGACAGAACAAGGACGAGAGGUACUCGAUAAAGGACCUGCUGAACCAUGCCUUCUUCCAGGAGGAGACCGGGGUGCGUGUGGAGCUGGCUGAGGAAGAUGAUGGGGAGAUGGAGGCCAUCAAGCUGUGGCUGAGGAUAGAGGACGUCAAGAAACUGAAGGGGAAGUACAAGGAAAACGAGGCCAUCGAGUUCUCCUUUGACCUCAGCAAGGACGUCCCCGAGGACGUGGCCCAGGAGAUGGUGGAGUCUGGCUACGUGUGUGAAGGGGACCAUAAGACUAUGGCUAAGGCCAUAAAGGACAGGGUUUCCCUCAUCAGCAGGAAGAGGGAGCAGAGGCAGCAGGUGAGAGAGGAGCAGGAGAAGAGGAGGCUGGAGGAGGAGCAGGGUCAACGACAACAAGAACAACUAAUUCUACAGCAGCAGCCCGGCACAGAGGCCUCCCAGCCAGGCCAACAGGCUGCCCCCUACCCCCAGCCACAGCCCACCCAGCAGCCACCACAGCCCAACCUGCAGACGACACCCGACAUCCCCCCUCAGACGGCACAGCUGGGGCCCCAGGGAGUUCCCUACGUACCCCAGUCUACAGGGCAGCUCCCAGUCCCAGUAUCCUCCCAAGUUCCAGCCCAGCCAGAGUCAGAGGUGCCAGAGGUGGACCAGUACCCGCAGCAGACUGAGACAGCCAAUCAAAUAACAGAUAGUUCCUCCAUCCUUCCCGAGAUGCACCUGGUUCAGCCGGUGGUGUCAUACAGUUCUCUGCCCUGUCAGCAGCCUCAGCCAGAGGCCCCAUACCCACAGGCCACGCCCCCUGUCCAAACCGACCAAUCGCAGCAGCAGACGCAGCAGACCAUGGUGGUUCCUGCUGCCCAGACUGCCACUGUUGUCCCUGGGGCUCCACAACAGCAGCCACAGCCAGUGGGCAGCACUGCACCUCAGAGCACAACACUACCACCACUCCAGCCUGGUGCCCAGCAAAUACAGUCAUGGGCCAAUGAACCGAGCCCUCCUAUCCUAUCUCCUCCAAUCAACGCAGAGCACCUCUACUUCCUCUAUCAGGCUGCAAACCUCUCUAUGCCGCAGGCCUCUGUGAGUGUAUCCCAGCCGGCAUCAGCAGAGAAGGCAGCAGGCCAGACAGUGCCGGUGCCUCAGUCCGUGGAGAAUUGCCUUUCGAACGUGUCGUCAGGUUUGAGUGACGGCUUUGAGGGGACAUCAGAUGGUAGACACGAAGGGCGCUCCAUGAACAAGCGGCACCAGCAGAACUCUGUACGCAGCCACUCUUGCCACGAGAAAACUGCCAAGGCCAAGCUCAUCGUCCUCAAUAUCUCCAACAUGGGAGACCGGGUGGCAGAGUGCCAGCUGGAGACCCACAACAGGAAGAUGGUCACCUUUAAGUUCGACCUGGAUGGAGAUAACCCUGAAGAGAUCGCACGGAUCAUGGUCCUGAGUAAGUUUAUCCUGGAGAGCGAACGCAAGUCGUUCAUCGAGCAGGUCCGGGAGGUCAUCGAAAUGCCGGGCGAUAAAGGAGAGGGCAUGAAGGAAGGCUGUGCUCAACCGCCCUUCACUCAGAUUGUGGUAGAUGACCCCUUACAGCAGCGUGACAAGCCCACUCCUCUGUCUGGCGUUGCAGCUCAGGUGGUCCACUCUGCAGGCCGGAGGUUCAUCGUUAGCCCUGUCCCAGAGUCCCGUUUGAGAGAGCAGUUUUUCGGCCCUCCCUCGGCUAACACCUCAUUUGGGGAUGAGCCCCAUCCAGUGAGUCUGGGCCUGUCCCUGUCUGCCCCCUCAAGCCGCCUCCAGCAGGCCUUCACUGAGAUGAGGGAGUUGCAUGGGGAGAGACGAGCCACCUGCACAGUCCCCUCCUCCCAGGCUGGUCUGCACCCGACCACCACCCUGCCUCAUGUCUCUGUUAUCCCCUCUGGGUCAUCCUCUCUUCCCCCCUCCACAUGCCAAGUUUCAACCGGGAGGGGGUCUCCAACCCAAGUUUCAGCCCCUGCACCUGCUACCAGUGAGCUAAUCCCACACCCCCAGCCUGGCUGCCAAGCUGCCCCCUCUCAACCUGCUCCUGCCCAAAUCACAUUCCCCCCUUCAGCUGCUCUCCAGCCCCCCCAGGCCACCUCGUCCUCUUUCCCCCCAGCCUCUGCCGAUCAGAUGGGCAGCAGCUCUGCCCCCUUCUCUGGAGCUCCACCCAGUAACUCUGGGACUGUGACCAGCUCAGAGCAGCACCCUAUUCCUGUCCUGUCCUCUCAGCCUAUCCCUGUGUCCAUUCCUGUCACUCAGCCCACCUCCUCCCAGUCUCAGCCUGUCCCUACCUUUGUCCCUGUAGCACAGCCUGCAAUGGCCCCCACCCAUCUUCCACCCUCUACCUUGCCCUCCCAACCGUCCCAGCUGCAGCCAGGGGACCCUGAUGGGGGAGAGUCCCAGUCCAAGGCCCCUGGUAUAGAUGACAUCCAUGCCCUAGAAAAGAAGCUGCGCUCCCUCUUUAAGGACUCCACCUCCGCUGACACUGGCAACCCUGAGACCACCUCUUCCUCCACAGAGACCAUCUCCCCUCCUCAUCUGGCAGCCCUGGUGCCUUCCUACAACCUGUCCCUCACUUCAGGGGAACAGGGAGCCCCGGGCCCCCCCCCCAACUCAGGACAGGGCCUCACACCAGCGGAACAUGCACAGAUCCAUCCAGAAAAGCAUGGCCAAGCCAUCAGAGCGCAGGCAGGCAUCCCUACCUUUGAGCAAUUGCCUCCAUUCCCAGUACCAAACCAGUCCCAGCAGCCUCUUGGUAGUCUGGACGGCCAGCUGAGGAGAGCUGUGAGCCCUGAGAGCAUUAGAGCAGCAACGCCCUCCACAGGGGUCAUCAAACUGGGACGCUUCCAGGUCUCAGAAGCUGGCGCCGGCAGGACUCCUGACCCCUCUACCAUCGCCUCCUCUUCCUCCCUCACACCCUCUUCAUCCUCCUCCUCUUCUUCCUCAUCUUCCUCCCUUUCCAGCCCAGAGAACACCCUCCACCGCUCCUCCUCGCUCUCCAAAGGAGUCUGGAGUGGAGACUCCGUAGAUGGGCUCACUUCUCACUUCCAGACGCAGCCCGCCACCAUCGGACGCUUUCAGGUGACUGCCAGUGUCACACCCAGCCCCAACUCUGUCUCCAAAGUGGGCCGUUUUUCAGUGACGCCAGCUGCAGCCAAUACUACGGCUCCUUCGGGAUCUAGCUCCUCCCAUCAGAACGGCCCUUCCUCUUCAACAACUUCUGACCCCUGUAGCUCCGCCUCCGCAGGGAACAGAGGUUUGUUUAAUCAUUACAUGACCAGCGACAACGAGGACGACUCUGGGCCAGAGGACGAGGCCUUUGAAAGGGAAGUCAGCCACCUCCGAGAGAAACAUAUGAUAGAGAGCCAGACCCUCCACUCCCGUCACAAGGAGGAAAUUGAUGCUCUGUUCACCAGGCUGGGUAAACCUCGUCCCUCGGCUGUCCUCUCCCCCUCUGUGGCAAUGGCCGGGGGCAGACGCAGGGCCAAGACCAAGGCCAGCAAAUCAGCCCGCAGCAGCACCCAGCCCGGUCCCUUGCACACAGGAGACCAAGUCACAGGCCAGAUCUCCCCAGAGUCCUCCUCUAAGCAGUCAUCUCGCCCCACGGCAGGGCUCUCUGAGCCAGGCAGCCGGACCUCCUCCCAGAAUCUCAAACUCUCCCCCUCCUUGCCCAGCCUCAGCACCUCCACCAUGGGAGUGAGUGGGACCAGUUCAGACAGUGGAGCGAACACCAGCCAGUGCCAACCGUUAGGCCCCAACAUGGCCCCGGCUGUAACACAGAGUCGCAAGGGCACAUUCACAGACGACCUGCACCUGCUAGUUGACAACUGGGCCCGAGACGCCAUCAGCCUCUCCCACGGCAAGAAAGGACCCAAGGGGACAGCCCAGGGACCCGGACACGACAUCCCUCUACAUAUCCCUCCUCAAGCCAACAUGGGCCGAAAGUUUUCUGCCCCUGGCCACCUCUGCCCUACUACCCACCCCUCCACCAACUCCUCCAUCCCCCUCUGCCCGCGUCAGGGCUCUCUGGGCACCGCUGCCCAGGUGUUCGGCUACGGCCCAUCCACCUACAGCACCCCCCAGUGGGCAGGACCUACAGGUCCCUGUCAGGUGGGCCUCCUAGCCUCCACCCAGCCGCAGGCCCAGUACCAGCCCCAAGCCCCCUCCUCGGCCUCAGCCCCCCUUCAGCAGCCAUUCCACGCGGGAGCCACUCAGAAACCUGUCGGCAACCCUGGAGGCCCCAACCUGAGGCCCACGUAGCCUGGACCUGGGUUAGUCAGGCUGGGCUGAGGGCAGGGAGGAAGAGCGCUAUAGGACAACUACUAGCACUCUGGUGUUUUGUUCUGUUUCGCUUAUUGGUGAGGUGGAAAAAAAGAAGAGGAGACUGUGGUCCUGUCAGAUGAAAAAAGAGGUCUGUCUGUUGGUUUGAGGGAGAUUUCAAUACAUACCCAUAGCACACCAAUCACACCUUCACUCCUACCAGGGCCCAGUCUUUUCUGCCAAUGGCUGUGGAAGCGGGCUGUGACAUUUAGGUUUGUCCAAUGAAAGCCAUUGACCCAAGAGCACAAACGGCAACGGCCAGAGACGUCUGUUGAAAGCACCAUUGUGACCAUUCCCUUGAAGGAGAGGAUAGGGCGGGGCAACUCUUAUUCACUUCUUGACUGUAACUGGCCUUGAGCUUAACUAGGACAGAAUUUAGAAGAUGGAGAGAAACUCCACCAACACACACACACACCUCCUAGCCCUACUGUCAUUGGCUGAGAUUCAGGGGUGUUGAAUGGUAUGGGAAGCUGUCUUGGUGAGAAACGGAUGAAUUGUGGGUAUCAAGUUUGUAUAAAGAAAGUCGAGAGAGAGACAGUAUGUAGAGAAGGAAAGAAGAGGUGGAAUGAGAGUGAAUGGAAGCCGGUAAGGUUUUACUGGAUAGUGGUUACCCAUAUCAUCGCCAUACAGUAAGAUGCAAUAAUAGCAUUGUGGGGAAAGGAGUGAGUCCCUGGCCCCGUGUAACAGUGGCCUUCAACCCCUAAAUGCAUGUGCACAUUUUCUUUGUAUAACAAAUAUUUCUUGUCCUAGGUUAUGAUUCCAUGGUUAUAUUUGACUAUCUGUCCCUCUGAGAUGUUGUGCCUGACUGAUGGUGUUACUUUCUUAUUUGAGACCUGUUAGCGUGAGUUAAGUAACAGACCUGUCUGUAGAUAGUUUAUCAUUAUCUACUUCCUGUCAUGUCCAUGCUUUUGGAUUUAGCCUGACUAUCCAUGAGUGAUUUUGGUUUACGCUUUAGAGACUGGUUAGGCUUAUCAACUGUUUGAGGGGUUUGAGUUGUAGGCUUCAGCAACUGUAACAAUUUGGUUUGGGGUUUUAGACUUUAGCAACUGUGUCGGUUGUCUCACCUCACCACCUGGUGUACUGUAGUCACUCUGAUAAGCAAGGCUAUGGCCCUCGGUACAUUCCUGAGACUAUCUAUAGAUACUACUGGUAUAUUAUAUAGCAGUCAAUGGGGCAUGAUGUUCACACAGACCUUAGAAAUGUAAACUUUUCACAAAUCUAUCCAGCCUUAUUUCCUGUUGUCGUCAUAUUUCAAAAUCAUGACAAAUUGUCUGGGGUUCCCUUUCUGUGGUUUAUUUUGUGUGUAUAUUUAAAUACAAAUACAAGAUGCUCUCUAUGGACCUGUAUUCAGCCAUCAGAUUUUGAUAUUUCACUAACUUAAGUGUUGUUGAACAACAUGUAGUUAAAGGAAUAUAACGUGCAAUUGCAGGGUUAUUAUUGGUAUUGUACUCUGUAACAGCAGAGUAGUCCUGUGCUUCUUCAACUCUUAUCAUACACCACCCUGUCUUUUUUUGUUUUACUGUGUGUAUAUGUCUAUACAUGCAAGGUACAUGUGUUGCAUUUAAAUAAUGAUUCCAUAUAAUGCUCAUCGCCAUAGAGUACUAUGUCUUGCGAUUUACCCACCCCCACACAGUACACACACGGACAGCCCUGUAAACUUUCAGAACUCUUUAGUGCUUCGCAUCCUCACUACUGAGAGAUUCCACCAUAAUGACCGAGCCCUACUGUUCUUUCUGAUGGACUAGAGUCCAGUGACUGAAAGACCAGUUAACUGCUGACCUGUGAGAUCCAUCAAACGUCCAUAGACAUCGGUAAAUGUUUAAUGUGAAAGUUAGACAUAACUAAAGAAGUCUGUCAGAAGAGGCAGGUGAGUCUUAUAACACAGGACUGACUCAUGUAAAGCAGAGCUGUGGUCACCAAAACCAGCAUUUGUGUUUGUUAGUUAUUGAAAAGGGGUAUGAUUUGUCUAAGUGAACGUAAUCAGUACAGUAUUGCAUAGCAGCACUUGUUUUCAACAGAUGAGCAAACUAAACUGUUGUCUGGUGUUUUUUCUCUCCAUUGGCACCAUUCUCUUACGUGAUGAGUGCCAUUCCCCUCAAUACAGUGACCUCACCCACUCCUGGUUUACUACUUUAACUUCUCUAGAGAAUAAUAAGUUACUGCAAUGCAGAAUAUGCAAUGUUUAAUAGGGACCAAGGGGGAAUGUUUUCAUGCCGACGGUUACUUAGUGUUUUUGAUAUUGGGAAAACUGAAAUCCUGCUUUUUUUUCUAUGAUUCCACACAAAGUGCCGAUCUUGAAUUGCUCAUGUGUCAAUGUAUCUCAAUAUAAUAUUGGCAUCUGUUUCCUGAAUUCUAACUGGUUUUAGACCAUUGGCUUACCUACAACAACCCACUGUACAGCACAAGCUACUAAUCACCCAAUUAUCCACAAGUGGUGAAAAGAUUCUAUAAUUGUCUCCUUAGGCUGACUUAUUUCAUGUUGUACUCAUCCCUAUUUUCUCUUGCUCAAGGACCAGCCUACUCUGUUUUUUCAUGUUCUACAAAAAUAAAUAAAUAAAUGCAACUGAAAUCA